This is a messenger RNA of Prorocentrum cordatum, 1137 nucleotides long. NCBI's taxonomy places the organism in Eukaryota, Dinophyceae, Prorocentrales, Prorocentraceae. The record is from the annotation of a GenBank genome assembly.
UUCGUGCUGUACGCUCGUCACCCUGUGUACCUGUAUCCGCCAUGGCGUUGGCAGGCGUGUCCGCCCUGAUGGCGCCACCGCCCGCAGCUGCGCCGCCUCCAGCACCAGCUCCGCCCUUCCAGAUGCGCCUGGAUGGGUGGCCGCAGCCGACAAGCGAGGGCCUCUGUCCUUGGCGUCGGCUGCUGGCCGACUCCGCGGGGGCGGCGUUCCCGCAUGAACGUUUGGUGAUUGAGGCGCACCCGGGCGGCGGGUCGGCUUGGAUCCUGACCCCAGACGACGAUGCGUACGAGGGAAACUACAGGAACGAUCCCGAAAUUGUGAAUGUGACGUUCUUGGACGACGCUGGUCGCCCGCCUGCUCCGCCACGCCAGCCAGUGCACGCCUUUCGCGGCCCACCUUUGCAGGCGGCGAUGGCGAACGCGGAGGUGCAGACGCAGCUGCUGGGCAGGGGCCCUGUCGCUCAGGGACCGCCUCCACCAGCUGGUGGUAUCGGCCUUCCGGGUGCUGGCAAGUGGCUCCUCGCGGAGCCGUGUGGGAACUGGAAAAUCGGUGAUGAGGCUCCUGUCGCUCCUGUUGGACCCUUCCAGUCGACGAAAGCGGUGACCGCGUGCAUGCUGGCCUCGGGCACCUCUGUGCCAGUGUUCGUGGAGUGGGUGCCUUCGCAGAAGGUCACCAGCUUCCGUGACGAGAAGAUCGAUUUGUUCGAACACGGGGUGCGCAACCGCGGGUUCAGCGACGGGGUGUUGGAGAUGUUCGAGGAGCCUGGGCAUGACGGCUUCCCAAACGGCCCUAGGAUCACGUUCGGCGCGGCCACCGCGCUCCGCUCGCAGGGCCUCGCGUGGCAGAUGCAGGUGUUCCACGCGCUGCAGUUCAUCGAUCAGUGCAAUCCCCCGAACCUCGAGGGCGCAGAGCUGUUGGUGAGGCGCGAGAGCGCGCUGGAAGAAGCGCGCGCCCCAUCGCCCAGCGACCAUGGCUACAGCGUUGCCGACAUCCUGAUGGGCUGGGCCCAGACUCGAGGCACUGGGAGUACCCCGGACGCUUCGGUGAGCUACGCCGCCAACGGGCGGAAGGACAAGGCCGCGAUCUUGAAGGGGAAGAGGAAAGCUAUCGAGAAUAACAUGGACAAGGGCGGCAAGA